Molecule: messenger RNA, 772 nt
Organism: Saccostrea cuccullata (small rock oyster)
Lineage: Eukaryota; Metazoa; Mollusca; Bivalvia; Ostreida; Ostreidae
Exons: 2
Coding region: 52-675 (207 amino acids)
Source: RefSeq, a predicted model, not a curated record
GAACACAUUUUUUCACUCGUUUGAUAUUCUCAAAUAAGGUAUCGAUGCAGUAUGACCAGUUUUCAAACAAAUACCUCUAUUUUCUGUCAGAUUUUGUUACUUUUAGCUUAUUGCAUUACAGGCUAUACUGCUUCAAAUCAGCGCCUUAGGCGUUCCGUAAGUAAGUCAUUCGAGGAAAGACAUGUUAAGCCUAUCAACAGAAUAAGCAAUGUGUGCAGUAAGCUACAUAACGAAGCACCUAAAAGGGAAGGUAUUGGCAAGCAAAGCUUCAUACUUAUACCAACAAUGGGGACAGAGGCUUUAAAUGACGCCAGGACAGCGUUUUAUUCAGAGAUAAAUUCACUUGUGUUUGCGCUUAUGACAAAUAAAUAUGACGGAUGCAAAUUACAAAAGGGGAACAAUAAUUCCAGAAACACAUGUAGAAAUCGAAACACACCCAUGCACCCGAAAUACCUUUGUACAUUCGAUAUGACUAAAUUUAGUCGUAUGAUAUACGUUGGGGAGUGUACCAAAAGCAGUUUUGGAAAUCAACAUGUAUGUAGGUACUCCAACAAAGGAUUUUUUACUAUUGGUGUUUUUAAAACAAGAGCUGUUGACAUGACGAAAACAUGGUUUCUGAUUAAUCACAUGGAACAUUCAAUGUUGGAUCGAACAAUGACUUGCAGAUCUCCAUAGAGUCUGUCAAAACUUUAAAAAAUCAUAAAGAAAUUAGUUUUUCAGUUUACUGAAUUGAAUUUUAUAAAACUUGUUAUCAAAGACCUUUAUAUAGACA